UCUGUAUGAAUGGACGGGGCAACAAAACCAGUGCUUGACGCGUGGUUUGAUGCGUAUCAGAAAGUGGUUCAAGAACACGGAAUCGACCAAAAAGACAUAUAUAACAUGGACGAGUCUGGAUUUUCGAUUGGGACAAUGAAGUCAACACGUAUAAUGUUGAGAUUUUUGGCCCUCUCAAAAAAACGGCUGACAGCGGCACUAUCGCACUUGAACCAAGCACAACUCGUACGAAUACAGAAGUACGAGUGGAUGGAAGCAUAUAUUCGAGCACGAUCAGAUGUAUGCAAUCGUCAGAACAUUGAAUCUGCCUGGCGCGGUGCUGGUUUAAUCCCAUUCAACCCACAAAGAGCACUUCGUACGAUGGCCCGCGAUGCAACACCCGAGCAAGAAAGACCAAGAACACCAACCCAGUUUGAUAUUUUUAAUCAAGUCUUUGUAAAUAGCUCGCCACCUGAUCCAGCGAUACUGCGAGAUGCGAAUAAGCUACUUAAUUCAACAAUUAAGGACCAUACGACUGUUGCAACACCAGUCCGCAGAUAUAUCCAAAAACUGACAACCAGAGUAUAAGGAUUUUUUUUAUUAUGCUUUUUUGGCAUUCUCUCUUUGAUUACCUAUUACAUAUAUAUGUGGUGUAUUAAACAGUGGGACUGAGCAAAUUCAUGCGCAAAGUAUCGUCCACCAACAUGAUGCCAACAACUUACGGUCUAUGAUAAAGAAGCGUGCGACCCGUACGAAGGGAAAGAGGGUGGUUUUAAAGGGCCAUUUCCAUAUCUCUACGCAAGAAUUAUGCGAUGCAGUGGUGGAGGCUGAGAAUGCUACAAAAAGUCAAGGUAGGAAAACACGAAAGGGAAAGGGAAAGGCAGU
Pseudogymnoascus destructans is the source of this 864-nucleotide messenger RNA. RefSeq lists its product as uncharacterized. The transcript has a single exon. The record is from RefSeq and is a predicted model, not a curated record. Bases 10 to 567 code for a protein of 185 amino acids. NCBI's taxonomy places the organism in Eukaryota, Fungi, Ascomycota, Leotiomycetes, Thelebolales, Thelebolaceae.